GCAACGGCGCGCUUGAGAGCGAUCGCAUCAAGGCGGUGGAGACGGGGGGCUGUCCGCAUGCCGCCAUCCGAGAGGAUAUCAGUUCCAACUUGGCCGCCUGUGAAGCUCUAACUGAGCAGCAUGACGGCGUUCAGCUUAUCAUUUGCGAGAGCGGUGGCGAUAACCUCGCUGCCAACUUCUCGAGGGAGCUGGCGGACUACACCAUCUACGUCAUCGAUGUGGCCGGAGGUGACAAGGUCCCCCGCAAAGGUGGCCCUGGUAUCACGCAGUCGGAUCUGUUGAUCAUCAACAAGGUGGACCUGGCUCCGGCUGUCGGGGCCGAUUUGGAUGUCAUGGAUCGGGACGCGAAGAAGAUGAGAGGUACAGGGCCCACAAUCUUCGCGGCGGUGAAGCACGACCAGGGCGUGCGCGAGAUCGCCGGGCACAUCCUCUCCGCGUGGGAGCUGGCCACGGGAGGAGCUGCUUCUGGCAACGCCGCUUGAGCGUCCAGGUGCGGCCCCGAGAACCUUGCGUUUUGCAUGGCCGUCAAAAUGGCGCGCAAGUUGGCGCAGCGGC
Molecule: messenger RNA, 555 nt
Organism: Cladocopium goreaui
Lineage: Eukaryota; Dinophyceae; Suessiales; Symbiodiniaceae
Source: the annotation of a GenBank genome assembly